AUGAAGUUCCUCCACGCCGCUCUUUUCGCCUGCUCCGCGACUACAGCCUUCGCCGCAGCCAUCGCUCAAACCGCCGCUCCACCCGCCGCUCCACCCGCCGCCGCUCCACCCGCCCUCGACAUUUCCAUAACUCAAGUCGAAGCCGCCCCUGAGCCUGUGGACGAUGGAGGUCUCUUGGGUAGCCUGAAUAUAUUUUCGAAAUUCAAGGUAGUCUGCCCGCCCGAGAAGGAUGUCGUGCCGUUCGCUCCCGGACAGCCAGAGGUGCAGUGUUCCACGAACAUGGAAUGCGACCACAACGGCGAGCUCGAAUUCGACGGUAUCCUCGGCCGCUUCAAGGACGAGAAGGUGCAGGCUUGCAGCGCCUCCUGUAAGUGCGUGAAAUGA
This is a messenger RNA of Aaosphaeria arxii CBS 175.79, 384 nucleotides long. RefSeq lists its product as uncharacterized. The transcript has a single exon. NCBI's taxonomy places the organism in Eukaryota, Fungi, Ascomycota, Dothideomycetes, Pleosporales. The record is from RefSeq and is a predicted model, not a curated record. Bases 1 to 384 code for a protein of 127 amino acids.